AUGGCCCUGAGGAGGCCUCUCUGGACGAAGGCGAGCUGGAAUCGGCCACCCGCCGUCAGCCCAUCUCGGACAGAGAGUCCGGCGAGAUGUGCCCAUGGCAAGCUCCUCAGCCAAGCAAACCCACGACAACGACAACGACACCUGGCCUCUCAUGCGCCCACGGUGGCCGCAGCAGCUCCUCUCCGGCAUCACUUCGCCGAUUUCCUCCCUCCUCGCGGACGCACGGAGCUUGACCUUGUGCUGGAUGCAGUGCAAACUCGGGACCCCGAGCUGUUGUACAAGGCAUUCCUCCAAUGGACCGAUCUCCUUAGCAACCCGAGCUCGCCCUUCAACGACGGUGCCGUCAGACAGGCGCAGGAGCUCCCAGGCCCUUCAUUCUCCGAGAUAUUACGCAGCAUUGACCCUCUGCUGGCAACAAGGAAACAUGAUGUUACACAUGGCCUCAACCUGACCCCAGGCCAAACUCAGUUCACCGAUGUUGGCAAGUUGGUCGACCAGUUUGGAGUCCGCAAUCACCAUCGCCAAGUGCUGCGCGGUAUGCAGAUACUCAUGGAAGUCCGUGCCGGUUCCCGCUAUGGCUUGGCGGCGGCCGACUUUGACGUCCUUCUACGAUGUGCCGGUGCUGCCGUCGACUACCAGGCGGCCAAGAGAUUCUGGGCCAUCAUGCCGUCCCAGGGCCUGCAGGAUGUCCGCACCUGCAAGACCUGGACAGAAUUCAUCAAGUCCCGUUUCGUGGUCGAGCCUGCGUACUAUCAAUGGGACCGCUCGCGCGUGGCCGUCAUGGCCCGAGACAUGUACAGCAACCGGUCACCGCUGCCCAUGGCAACAUUGAAGCGCCUGGACAGCGUCAGACACUGCAUCAACGCCUUCAAGAGGAGGCCCUGGAACCGAAGGCCAGAUGAGCUGGACGAGGACAUGCGACGCCUUGUCCGACGACGGAUUGAUUUCCGCGGCUAUAAGAACCACUGGAUUCGGGGCUUGUUCUAUGGCCAUGAGAUGGACGAGGAGCUUCUUUGCGCCUCCCUCGUGGCCUUUGCCCGAUCCAGUUCCCUACACUCAAUCAAGACGCUGAUUUUCAAAAACUACUACGGCAUCAUGAUCCACCAAGAUGCCGAGUCCAAUCCCGAAAACCCCCAAAUCUCAGGCGGAGUCGACCUUCCUCCACGCUCCCCCAUCAAGCCCACUGGCAAUCUCCUCAACGCCAUCGUAGAGGCCUUCGGGUCCAUGUCCCACAUCCCCCUGGGCAUGAAGCUCCUCGACUUUGUCUCGCGACGAUAUGACGUCCCCAUUCCCCGCGAGACGUGGUCCAACCUUCUCAACUGGACCUACCUCUGCGCCUCGAAACCCUUCAAGCCCACGAGAAAGCUCCUCGAGCACUCCCAAUACGCAGUCACAUCAGGCGCCGACGUCCGAGAAGUCUGGAACGUCAUGACCUCGCCGCCGUACAAUGUGAAUCCGUCGUUCGACGACUACGACAUCUACAUCAAGACGCUCCUCUCGCAGCGCUCAUUCGGCCGCGUCCUCGCCAUUGUAAGAAACGACAUCCUCCCAUUCUACGAAGCCGUCGUCGACGACUACGAGCUCGCCGUCCAGGAUGAGAUUUUGCAAAACGACCUCGGGCCCUCCCCAGAGGCCACUCACCGUCGCCACCAGGCAGAAGUGUACAAGGACUACGUGCGCCACCGCAUAUCGAGCUGGUUCGACAAGCUCCUCAAGACCGCCUCCGCAAACAAGGGGCACCGCGACGGAGUCGUCAUGAAGACCAUGAUACCAAAUCUGCUCGCCGAGUUCGCCGACUUCUUCCCCCACCAGGUCCGGUACCGUACCGCCCAGGGCGCCGUGCAAAUCACCCGUCCCGACGCCGUGCGCCGCUUCGAGUGGGUCCGAUGCUGGCGGUCGACCUUGCCGCAGAAAAAGGCUGGCUUCCACGUUCGCGACCUGGACGGCUCUGAUGAGCCCGACUUUGCGUAUCCCGAGGCACCUGUCCUCAAUGUACGCGGGUGGCACCGCAGACCGCGGAGGAGAAUCGCCCAGCUAGGAAGGGCGCCUAGGCAGGAGGACGCGGAAUCAAGAACGUGGUGGCAUCGGCUAGAGGAGGAGCUUAUUAUGUAA
Molecule: messenger RNA, 2112 nt
Organism: Metarhizium robertsii ARSEF 23
Lineage: Eukaryota; Fungi; Ascomycota; Sordariomycetes; Hypocreales; Clavicipitaceae
Exons: 1
Coding region: 1-2112 (703 amino acids)
Source: RefSeq, a predicted model, not a curated record